AUGGCCCAGUCAUGUUCCUCGGAGACUUCCUCCUCCUCUACUAGUAGUACGGCUGUCCUCGCCGGAGUGGCAGCCGUGGGGACCACCAUGACACUGCUGUGGCUCAAACACAAAAUCGACCAAAUGGCAAAAAAGGCAGAAACGUCUCCGUUUCCAGGCAUUCCCACAGCACCGCAAGGCCAUUGGCUUUUAGGGCAUUUGCCUAGGAUGGAACUUCCCGAUGGAUUCCAAGGAGUGAAACACUGUUGUCACGAUUAUGCGGACACUAAAACUGGCUUGUGUGCCAUUUGGGCUGCUACGGAACCCGUCAUUUCGGUACUAUCGGGUAAAGAUGCCAAGGCCAUUCUCAUGGCCAGCAAGACCAAACCCGAUAUCCGUAUUGUUGCCCUGCAUUUCCAAAAGUUUUUGGGCGCGAAAAACUUGCUCUCCAUGAAAGGCAAGGAAUGGAAACUCUAUCGAACGGCUGUGCACAAAUCCUUUACACCCGCCAUGAUGGAACAGUCGCAACAGACUAUCACCAAGGUGGGAAAUACUCUGUCGGAUUCUUUACUCUGUGCUUUGCAACAACAAUCCAACAACAGUGAAACAAUUCAAAUGGAAAUCCAUCCCUUGAUGAAAAUGGCUACUUCGGAUGUCUUUUUUGAAACCAUGGUGGGGAUCGACAUUCAGGCGUGUCAAAAAUUGGAAUUGCCAGUCAUGGCGACAUCGUUUGAAUUCUUGGCGGCCGAAUUUCAGCGGCGGAUUGGAGAUCCAUUUGAUAUGGCCGCUUCGCUGUACUGCAUUCCCACAAGUGCCAAUCGACAGCAUGCCCGCACCACCAAGACUGUUAGAUCGUUCAUUAUGGAUCAUUUGACAAAGGCGAAACAACAACAACAGCAACAAACAUCAACCAAUAACAAUGUCCUGUUGGAAAUUUGGAAGGCGGCAGAAAAGGAAGCCGCGGCAGUGGGAGAAAGUGUCAACAUGGAGGCUGUCUGCGAUGUCGCCAUGACACUGUUCUUUGCGGGGUAUGAUACUACCAGCAGCACCCUGGCGUAUACCAUCUACUUGUUGGCCAAGCAUCCAGACAUCUAUCAAACUUGUCGGGAAGAAAUUGAUGCUGUGCUUGGCAACAACACUGGCACCAUUACAGGACCGGAACAGCUGCCGUACACGCAGGCAGUCAUCUACGAGUCUCUGCGAUUGCAUUCUCCCGUGGAUUUGAUUGCACGCAGUUUGGAAAAGGACACGACACUGCAUGGACAUGUCUUUGAAAAGGGGACCACUUGUUUCCUUCCCCUCAUGCUGAUUCAGCAACAUGAAAUGAACUUUUCCCAACCACUGGAAAUGAGACCCGAUCGAUGGGUUCGACCCACAACAAGAUCGGCGGAUGACAACAAGAGCCACAAGAGCCAAUGGGAAGACCGACCAUCGGAUGAUACUGCAAGCAGUGACAUUGCUCCUGGGAAUAGAGAUGCCCUUGUGGCAUUUUCCAUGGGAGCACGCAACUGUGUUGGACGUAAUCUGGCCAUGAGGGAAGCCGUCACAUUGCUGGCUUGCCUGCUCCACAAGCUCCACUUUGAACUGGUCAGUCCAUCCUAUGAAUUGAAACCGGUCUUGAAAUUGAUCAAUCAACCGGGUGAUGGACUACCCAUGGUCGUCAAAGCCAGACAAUAA
Molecule: messenger RNA, 1656 nt
Organism: Seminavis robusta
Lineage: Eukaryota; Bacillariophyta; Bacillariophyceae; Naviculales; Naviculaceae
Source: the annotation of a GenBank genome assembly